CAGAACUUGAAAGGAGCAUCCAACAGUCGGCAAAAGGGUUUCUAGGAUGAUGGAGGAGCCUUUCACAGAGGGAGAGUUCUAUGCCAAAAAUUUUCUUCCCAAAGAUUAUCUGGAAACAUAUUAUAACUUUGAUGGUGAUGAUCAGAUUUUAACCUUUUUCCUGAAAGGGGCCCACAGGGCAUUCACCCUAGAUGGCAUCAAGGGAGACACCCUGAUCGACAUUGGCACCGGCCCAACCAUCCACCAGUUCCUCUCUGCCUGCGAGUCCUUCCAGGAGAUCAUAGCCACCGAUUACACUGACCAGAACCGGGAGGAGGUGCAGCGAUGGCUGAGGAAGGAGCCGGGGGCUUUUGACUGGACCCCCAUCGUGAAAUACGUCUGUGAGCUGGAAGGAGACAGAGAAAAAUGGCCAGAGAAGGAAGAGAAAGUCCGAAGAGCCCUCAAGCGGUACCUGAAAUGCGAUGUGACCCAACCCAACCCUUUGGCUCCACUGGUUCUUCCUCCUGCAGAUUGUCUGCUCUCCACCCUGUGCUUCGAUGGGGCUUGCAAGGACAUCCCCACCUACCGAAUGGCCUUCAAGAACAUCAGUUCCCUCCUGAAACCAGGGGGGCACCUCCUCUUUUAUUCAACGCUUGAGGAGCAUUACUACAUGGUGGGCCAACGCAAGUUCUCCGCCCUCUACCUGGAGCAGGAGGUGAUAGAAGAGGCAGUGAGACAGGCUGGCUUUGUCAUUAAGUGGAUCGAGGAGACCAAGAUGAACAUGCCACCUUCUGUAGCCGAUGGGAAGGGGCUGUGCCUCCUUCUUGCCCAGAAAUGUAGCCCGUGAAAAUUAGACAGCUGUCAAUGUAACUGUCAGCGUUCCAGAAACACCGAGAGGUUUUCCUAACCAUCGUAAUGGUUUUGUUAUACCAGUUAGGGAAAGCACAGACAACAUGGCUUCUGUGCUCUUUUCCAUGCCUUUCCUAGUAGGCAUCUGGCAAAUGCGGCGGUGUGUAAUAAAGAAACCCCUUGCCUCUG
Molecule: messenger RNA, 1017 nt
Organism: Ahaetulla prasina
Lineage: Eukaryota; Metazoa; Chordata; Lepidosauria; Squamata; Colubridae
Product: nicotinamide N-methyltransferase-like
Exons: 3
Coding region: 47-826 (259 amino acids)
Cellular component (GO): cytosol
Molecular function (GO): N-methyltransferase activity
Source: RefSeq, a predicted model, not a curated record